Molecule: messenger RNA, 216 nt
Organism: Peronospora matthiolae
Lineage: Eukaryota; Oomycota; Peronosporomycetes; Peronosporales; Peronosporaceae
Source: the annotation of a GenBank genome assembly
AUGGAGGGUGACAUUAAGCUGAGUGAAGCGUGGAUGUUCAACUCAUCUGCGAUUCAGCACGUGGAGUUCUCGAAAGAGUGCAUGAAGAACUGCCACAAGAUCUCGCCAGCGAACGUGCAUUCCGUGGACGACGGUGCGAUACAAACAGUGGGAAAUGGCGACAUGGUUAUUUUAAUGAGGAACCAACAUAGCGCAAGUAAAGCGUGCUUUCUGUGA